AUGCCUAAGGCCUACACGCCACCGAGGAAAGGCUGCGAGCGUUCGACACAAUAUGGGCUGGCAUUGCUCGAGACGCUGCCUGCCCCAGCACUAGAAGGCGACCAGAAGAUUCUUCCAGUGCAUGCUGAUAUCGAAGACCGAAACGGUGCGGGCUCAGAGCCUAUUCAACCCUCGUCUCCUCCCGCGUCGCCCGCGCCACUGCGAAAGCGCGCACGAAUCGGGACCGUCAAUGCGCCUAUCCUGCUCUCAUCAGAUGUCCAGAACGAAGACCACACCGAACCGGAGCCGAGGGCCGACGACUACAUCAAAGUCGUCUGCGCAUCAAAAUUGUACAACGACAUGCCUCUCCGGCAGAAGGUUACCAAGGAUACAUACAUCUUCUUGCGGCAGAUGCGACGCGAUUUUGUGCCUUGGACUGCUAGCAUAUGGGAUACGAACACUGCGCGUGACGGCACAAUACUUGGCGGUUGCAUGUUUGCCCAAGCUGAUCCUGCGAAGGCCUACAAGCAAAACAAGCUCGUGAAGAGCCCCGGGAUAGUUCUGGAGUAUGGGAUAUAUGCUGGUGUAAGUUGCAUGCUGGUGCACGAGCUUCUCGACAUGCUUCGUAUGCUAGAAACCGUCUAA
Molecule: messenger RNA, 624 nt
Organism: Alternaria incomplexa
Lineage: Eukaryota; Fungi; Ascomycota; Dothideomycetes; Pleosporales; Pleosporaceae
Exons: 2
Coding region: 1-624 (207 amino acids)
Source: RefSeq, a predicted model, not a curated record